UUGCUGACAGACAUCGACGUGCACAUAACGUCAGUUCGUUCAAAAAAUGGUACACUGUUGCCAGAUCGUUACUGAACAGUUUGCUAAAAUUCAUUUCCGAAAACACCCCAUGUAAUAAUUUAAUAUAUAUUUACCCAAUAUGGCGUCAUUUGCUAGCGGUGCAUUAGGCUUGCGGCGAAAAAAUAAAAAUAAUUAAUAACUAAUUAUUUAAAUGAGAUAUUAUCGUUUCAAGUGUGUUAUUUUUAUUGGAAAGUAAGUUGCAAACAAGUGGAUGUAAUUAAAAAUUUGUCGAAGCUAUUUGUGGCGAGAUGUCGGUUUUUAUCAGCAUGGAGCAGUUUUUAUUUAUUUACAAUUAAACGCAACGAUUGAAAAAUUUUUGGAUUGGAAUUGAAAUAUCUACAUAAAAUUCUACAUUUAGGUAUUUUUUAUUGCAGUUGCAAAUAGGUCAUCUGCUUACAUCACGAUAGUGAAAUAAACGAACAAUUUGUGAUAACCACAAGUGUACAAGAUAAGCAAUACUGUACUAAUGUACAGGAAAAUUAUAAUGUUUAUACAUUUUGGAGGUUGCUAUAAUAUUCACGAUAUAUCAAAUUUUUACAUUGAAAUGAAAUAAAUAAAUUAAACAGUUUUAUGUCUAUUAUCAGUUAUUAUAUUGGUAAAACAAAAUUCCAAGGAUUGAUAAGAAAAAGAACAAUUAUUUCGAUUGAUAAAUACAUAAAAUGAUCUAAGACAUAAUGAAGAUGAGCCUCAUACCAUACAUAUUUUUCUUUGUUUUAUUUGAACUCUUACUUGAAAUAUGGGCAGCAACCCAUUGGGUUGUCACUGAAAAUGUGAGAAUUCAGUCAAUGCCUGAUUCAAUUUUUCAAAUGCGUCGACCAAAUGAUUUACUUUCAUUUUUGGAGCAAGGCAAUCGACUAGAUUCUGUGAAUAAAUUGUUUGAAAGCAUUAAAACAAGAAAGACUCUAAUAGAUAAUCAAUUUGUGGGCCUACAUUCUGCAUCUGACAUUGAAAAUGGUUUGCAUAUGACUGACAUUGACUGCCUAUCUAGGGAACAAUACAAUGUGGGAUUAGAUUUUGAUCAAACUGUAGUUAUCAAUGGAAAUACAAGAGACGGAAUAACAGAUAAAGAUUUUGGUUUUGAUGAUAUACCAAUGGAUGAUGGAAUAAGAAUACCAGACUGUAGAAAAACAUUUCCAUUAGACUUUAGUAUGCAUACUUUUGAACAUCUCACAGCUAUGCAGAAUAGAAAAAAAUUGAAACAGGCACAAGAAAAAAAUUUGAUAAAAUUUACUCCUCUAAAUCUUGAUUUGAAUUCACUUGGUCAUAAUUUAGCUUAUAAGCUGCAUCAAAACAGUACAUCUUGGUUACAUUUGAACUUAGCUAGUAUUUAUUGGAGAAUUAAAGGUGUUACUUAUAAUGCACUUGAAUGCGCACGAAGAGCGAUUGUCAAAGCACCAAGACGCUAUCGCGAUAUACCGCUUUUAACAACUGGAGGAAUUCUGUAUGCUGCUAACCAAUCAGCAGAUGCAGCAAUAAUUUUGCAAACUGCAAUUGAAUAUGCACCAACUGUAAGCUUACAUCAUUUCGCUUUAGCGAACGUGUAUGCACAUUUAGGACAAUAUAAUAAGUCAGUUAAGUACUACGACAACGUUCUAAGAUUAGAUCCUAGUAUGAAUAUAGCGCGAAGCGCGAAACACAAUAUCCUUUGUAAUUUGAAAUUAGAGAGUUCUUUGAGUGCUUUGCACCAACAAUUACUUGAUAUUUUAACGGAACUUCGUACCUAUCACAAUGAACAAACGGAAUUAUUAAGUUUUCAAGAAAAAAUGCUAUGGGAUGAUAUAAAGCAAAUGCCAUUUUUGACAUCUCAAAAUGGAAUUCAUGAUGAAAGUUUGAACUCACUGUUAAAUAGCCGUGGUCAGUCUUGUAUGCAAAGAGGAGAAGAUGAGUCAGUACUAUCCUGUGAUAUAACAUCUGAAAGACAAAUGUUAGCUCAAAAGUUACAAAUAGAUUUUGGAGUUAGUUUACAAGUAUUGAAAAAUGUUGAAAAUCAAGCAAAAGAAAUUAGAGAGCGAAUGACAAAAACAAAAAUUACAACUGAAAAUUUAGAUCAUUUAAGUCAAACGCCUGAUUAUUCAAAAUUUUCGUCAGUUUUUAUGGAACCUACUGGUAGGCCGAAAUAUCAUAAUUUAGAAAUAAAACCCUCCAAUGAAAACUUUGAAAAGCCUGACUGGCCUACAGAAUCUUUCUGUGAAAGCUUAAUACCUUUUGUUCUUGAUGUGAAACAGUAUGUGCCAGUGUACUUACCACCUGAAAAUAAAGGCUAUGUAACUUAUCUAUUUGUCAGUGAACUGAUUGGCAUUGAACCUGACAAAGAACAUCCAGUGCCAUGGUAUCCACCAGUUUGUCAAGUGCAAAAGAUUUUCAAUCGAAAGUAUAUUCCACCUGAAUUGGUGAAAGCUACCACAGGUUAUAAUUUACCUGAUUCUAGUCUCACUCCACUUCUGACAGCGUUAGUCGAAAAUCGAGUCGAAGAUGCUGAGAUCUCAGAAAUUGGGCAACGGAUCUUGACGGCAACAAAUUCCAAAGUUGCAGCCCCGUGGGUAUUGUCGAUGCUAGCAUCGUUGCAUUGGCGUGUCAUCGGGAAACCUCGCAAUGCACUAGACUGUCUUCAGCUUGCUCUCGAUACCGUGCCUAACAAAUUUAGAGACGUCCCUCUUAUCAGCAUUGCCUCAAUUAGUCACAAAUUUAGCCUCGUCGAUAAUGCACUCUCAGUUACCGAGGAAGCAUUCAAGAUUAAUUCUGUUGAACCAAUGACGAAUUUUUUGUAUGGUACACUACUACAUAUCAAAGGAAAUUAUUCUGGCGCGAUUCAUCACUUGAAGCAAACACUUCGAGUAGAACCCCACGCUAUGGAUGGUCGAGCUAUCACUAUGUUACAAACAAUUGCUUGUCAAGAAAGAUUUAGCACAACUCGACCAGGAUCAGAUAUCAGUGAUACCACAACAUGGUGUAUUGGGAUCACAAGUUUACCUGAGAAAUUAAAUAAUUAUUAUUCGAGUGAGGAUGAAAGUAUAAUGUGUGACAGUGAUGGUAAAAAUUGCAAGCGCGUUCAAUGUUUUGCAGUGAAUUCCGAAAAUGACUUAUUAGCUGGCGUCUGAUUGAAUUUUUAAUGUAACAAUUUGUUAACCAUUGCGUUUUAUAUCCGGUCAUAGCUUUAAAAUGUGACUUAAGAAUUGCGAUCUUAUAGAAUUAGAGACAUACGUUUAUAGAAAUAUAAAUAUUUUAUAUGAUAAUUUCGUGAAGAAAAGCAUUGUGUAAUUACUUUUAUUAAUCUUUAUAUUACUGAUUUUUUAAUAAGUUCUCUUAAAAAACGUCUACUCUUUGUGUUGAUACAUCAAUCAUGUUUAAUUAAAUAUAAUUAUAUUUUAUAAUAUUAUAAAAAAAUUAUACGUAUAUUCAAAUGAUGUCCAACUUUCAUUUGGUGUAAUUAGUUCAUAUAUAAAUAUAACUAAAAUACGUAUAUUAUUUAUUUCUAAAAAAAAUAUUGUUAAUUAGUCUUUAAAUGUACACCAUAUUUAUGAAAAUCUAACAAACAAAAUUUUUUACCGAAAAAAGUAUAAAACGCCUUUAAAUAUAUAUUUUGAUCAUAAUUCAACGUGUUUUAAUGAUGAUCGGUGUUAUUUAUGAUUGUUUAUUUGAAUGAUGUUACUGGUUGUACAUCAUGAAGUAGUGAAAGGUUUAUUAUUUUGUUUAGACACUUGUACACCUUGAACAUUUACAAAAUGUUUUUGUAUACAAUGGA
Molecule: messenger RNA, 3802 nt
Organism: Phymastichus coffea
Lineage: Eukaryota; Metazoa; Arthropoda; Insecta; Hymenoptera; Eulophidae
Product: tetratricopeptide repeat protein 17
Exons: 11
Coding region: 735-3158 (807 amino acids)
Biological process (GO): actin filament polymerization
Cellular component (GO): actin cytoskeleton; cytoplasm
Molecular function (GO): protein binding
Source: RefSeq, a predicted model, not a curated record